UCAUGCUUCAUUCUAAAGAUUCUCAUCCUCACUUCCCAAAGCUGCGCUGCCCGAGAUAGUGGACACUAGCCACGUGUAGAUAAAACUUAAUUAAAAUUAAAUAAAUCUUAAAAGUCCUGUUUCUCAGUGACGCCAGCCACGUUUCAGGUGUUCAGGAGCCGUGUGUAGACAGAGCAGAUGUGGAGCUUUUCCAUCGUUGCAGGAAGCUCUGGACGGCACAGCUCUAAAGCAACAGAUUAUCUUCCUGGAAUCAAAUUGUUGUAUCUAAACCUUCAGAGCUUACUUUACGUGUUAAAACACUUAGUUCCUUUUAUUCGACACACAGGGAAAAACAGCUCUGUCUUCAUGGGGCACAAGAAACGCAGGGCAGCGCUUGAUGGGGCCUUGAAUCUGGGAAGAAUUGUAAAUGCUUGCUUAUCUGGGUACCUUUGCAGCCUUGGCGUCCUCCCUAGGUGAUUCAGACAGUUCGUGGUGGAAGCCGGAAGAUGGCUGAUGUUCAGGUCCCAGUGUGCCCACUUUGUAACAGCCCUGUCCCAGUAAAAAAGGACGAGAUCCCAGAUGCGGUGGUCGGUGCGCACAUGGAUGGAGGCUGUAAACGUCACCCUGGGAGGAAGAAAGAGGCGCUCCGCCUGGGAAAUGUCAAGGAUGUAAAGUCAGACAUGGGCGUUCCUGCUUCGGCGGUGUCGGUGCUCGUUCUGAAGUCCCGCGUCUGUGGUCUUUCCCACGUCGUGGUCAGUCGUGCCCACGCGCCAGGUCCGCAGCUGACCGCGCGCGUGCGCCUCCCAGCCAUGCGGCCUCCGCCCGGUCCCGCGUCACCCGCGCUGCCUCUGCUGCUGUCGAUUUCUGAGCCUUCGGGGAUUCCGUGUCACAGAACAAAUGCAAUUAUGACAAAUUACCUGGAACAGGAGAGGGUGAAGUCUGUCCCUGAGCUUCUGUCCCAGACCCUCUGGCUGGAGCCCCCCGACCCCUUCCCGGCCCCAUCUCCUCCAGCCCGUUCCUGCUGCCCACGCUUGCCGCGCCGUGCCUCCGAGCCUUCCGGAAGCUUUGAGAGACGCCUCAGUGAAACCCCGGCGCCUUCAUUCUGUUUAGCUAAGGACCGUUUCCAGUUUAAGUGCCGAUGCUCUUACGGGGGGGCGGGGCUGGUUGAAUGGUUGCUCGGCGAGGCUGCCGGAACACUGAAGCAACUUGUCCGUUCUCAGAUUUUCUCGCGCCGCUGCUCGAAAGAGGGCUGCAGGCGGAAGGAGAUGCUGUGGGUGGCUCGCGCCGAGCGUCGCGGCGCCGUCUGCGUUCAGCACAGACACCCUCGGGACCACGGCUGCGCCCGCGGGGGCCCCCCUGCCGGCACGGCCGGGUGCUUGGCGGCAAGGGCCUCAGAUGCCGGGCCGUCGGGGGCUUCACGCGAGGGGCCGGGCGGCUGGCUGGCUCGGCGCUUCAGGUGGAGAGUAAAGUGACGACGUGACUGUGUUCAAACUGGCCUCUUUCCGAACGUGAUUUGCACUUUGUGGACACUUUUAUGCUCUAGCACUUGCACACUUCCCACCGCGAGCAGCUCUGCCCUGAGCUGAGCCGGUCAGGGGCUUCUGUCCCUUAACCUCUGUCCCUUAGACCACCGACAGUGGAUCUCAGUGUGUCUUCCUCACGUGGCUUGUGUGGUGAUCAGCCAUCUGAGCCCAGGCACGGGGGCGGGACUACACCUUCCCUGUUAGGGGUCCUUGUCCGGAGGUGGCCCCCAGCCCACCACUCCUGUUCCACUGAGAGAACAGCCUGUGACCCUCUGACUGCAGGCAUUGGGGUGACACCGAGGGCUUUGGGGCCUGUCAGGAGAGCCGUCCUCUCCCGGGACCUCAGGGAACCGGAGGAAGAGAGAUACCAUCCCAGUCGUAACCCGGGGCAUCCAGCCGUGCGUUCCAGACGGCCCGCUGCUCGCGGAUUGACAAAAAUCCAGGCAGUUACUCUUUCUUUUCUGGUUUCAUAGCCUCAAACUAUAAUGGUUGUGACCAGCUAGAG
Messenger RNA from Balaenoptera ricei (Rice's whale), 2007 nucleotides. It is a transcript of the gene ZFAND2A, whose product is annotated as zinc finger AN1-type containing 2A. The record is from RefSeq and is a predicted model, not a curated record. Lineage: Eukaryota; Metazoa; Chordata; Mammalia; Artiodactyla; Balaenopteridae. Gene Ontology annotation, cellular component: cytoplasm; endoplasmic reticulum. Gene Ontology annotation, biological process: proteasome-mediated ubiquitin-dependent protein catabolic process; protein targeting to ER. The transcript has 8 exons. Bases 486 to 1451 code for a protein of 321 amino acids. Gene Ontology annotation, molecular function: zinc ion binding.